Anarrhichthys ocellatus (wolf-eel) is the source of this 3020-nucleotide messenger RNA. RefSeq names its product thymopoietin b (gene tmpob). Lineage: Eukaryota; Metazoa; Chordata; Actinopteri; Perciformes; Anarhichadidae. The transcript is spliced from 6 exons. Bases 495 to 1598 code for a protein of 367 amino acids. The record is from RefSeq and is a predicted model, not a curated record. Gene Ontology annotation, molecular function: DNA binding.
UUCUUUGUGGCAGAGGCCUGCACGCGAGCCUGCCAUUCACAGCCAGCCAAUCAGAGCGCAGCUUACUAGGCUCUCCCACCCAAUAGCGGGGACGGUUGUUGUUUCGCCCUGGUGCGACCGCGGACAGACAGAAGCAAGUGGACCGGGUUUGAAGCUAAGCUAAUUUAAUCACAUUGCAGCUAGUUCAUUUUGAUUGUUUGUAUCGGCUUCCGUUUGCAGUACGCGCGCGUAUCCGUUAGCGAAAAAUCCGAUGCACCUGUGAAUGUUUCAUCCAGCGGGCUAAGAAGCAAACACGCGCAUUUAUUUAGGCAAACCGCGUCUGUGCUGCUAGCUGAAUUGGCGCCAGUCGUGUUUGACAACAGCCGUUAUUCGGUCACGUUCUCGGUGUUGUUGUUUUUAGCGGCUCUUGAGUGAAACGAGCUCAUUUCCGUUAGCGGGAAAAAAAAUAACAAAUUAAAAAAAAAGCUCACGACAGCUAAAAUAUAAAGUUAAAAAUGGCAGAUUUCCUCGAAGAUCCGUCGGUUCUCACGAAGGAAAAGCUGAAGAAUGAGCUUACAGCCAACAAUGUGCCACUUCCCACCGGAGAGCAUAAGAAAGAAGUGUACGUGCAGCUGUAUCUGAAGAACUUAACGGCGCUAAACAACAAGAGUCCGUCUGCAGACACCUUCUCCAGCGACGAAGAGCUGCCUGCUCCCGUGGUCUCCAACAGGAGUCGAUCUGGAAGAAAAGCAACCAAAAAGACAGACAAGCCUCGCACAGAGGAAGUGGAGGUGACAGAUCUCACUGAUGAAGAUUUAAAACAACAGCUGGAGAAGCAUGGUGUGGCCAUAGGACCCAUUGUUGCCUCCACCCGUAAGUUUUAUGAGAAGCAGCUGCAGAAGCUUCUGGACCAGCCUCCAUCUGAACCUGAAGCGCCUACAGACGUCACAGCUCUCCCCAAAGCAGACAGUAACCAGAACGGCAACACCAAUUCUGACCAGUACAGUGACAAGGAAGAUGAGGAAAUUGCUGCCCCUGAACCAGAACCAGAACCAGUUCCUGUGGUGGAGACAUCUGUGAGGAGCAGAGGGAAAACUCCAGUUACCGUCAGAACCAGCAGCAGACGACACACCAAGGUGGUGGAGGAAAUUCUUACUGAAGAAACUCCUAAGAAGGCCAGCAAGAGUGUUGUUGAAGAUAUUCUUGCCAACGAAAUAAACACACCAACAGGCAUGAGUGCGACCUGCAGGCGUCCGAUCCGAGGGGCCGCCAGUCGACCAUUAAAAGCAAGCGAAUACUGGCUGGACGAGUCCCGUCUGCAGCACAGCGUCCACACCGAGAACCGCUCUUACUCUGAGUCUUUAUCCAGAGCGGGCGGCUCCGUCUCCUCGAGCAAAGCGCCCGCCCGACGAGGCUUCCCGUCUCUGUUGCUGAAGCUCCUGCUCCUUGUUGUGGUGGGUGUUUCUCUCUUCUAUGCCUACCAGAACCUGGAUGCUGACCGCAUCAACACCCUCAAAGGCCUCCUGGACAACGCCAUCGUCCCCCUUCAGGGCAUUGUGAACAACGCAGCCACCUACCUGGGCAUCAGCAGCGGUGCUCCAGAGGGUGCCGGUAAGUAAAGACCCUCAGCAGCCUCUCCCCCACGCCACCUUCCUGCUGCCUGCCACAGCACACCACAACUCACGCAGCAAACUUGGCUCACCUCUUCUCUUUACCUGCGCGGUUGGACAAAGGUUGCAGAUUUAAUUGGAAUGCUGAACUUUCUCCUUUCUGGACUUUGGCUUUCCUCCCACCACAAGAUGAACCGGUAGCUUCUGGAUAACACUGUUUUUAUGGCAGUCAGAAGAGACUCAUUUUAUUGUUGAUUUUAAUCUCUGAAUCGUUUGUGUCUUUGUGUGUAGUUAACCCCUUGUGUGUAGAAACAGGUGAAGAAUGGAGAGGCCAGUUUGUCCAUGCAUGGUUGUAGUUUUUGACGGUCAUACUGUAGUUUCUAACUCUCUGUGCCAGGUGUUUUUUCAGGUGAAGUGCCUGGACACUCUUAGCACGUAGUGCCCUCCCAUUCUCACGCACAAAGCAGUGCUCCUACUAAUGCCAGAAUGUUAGCUGUGUUUCUGUAUGAAUUUCAAGAUUAGCUCUAGAGUUAGGUAGAGUGAUUUAUUCUUUCUAUGGUGCUCAGGUCGAUUCAGCUCAAACGUUUUAAUGCGGUCUGUGCUGGGAGGAGACGCGUGGUGUAAUCAGGUCGCAUCACUGCAUGAGGAAAAUCUGCCCACGUUCAGGUUGAGGUAUAAAAACCUUUUCAAAGGCUGUUGAUCACUGCUGGAGUCAUUGUGUACGGGGCUCUGUGGCUAAAAUUCUGAUUCUGUGGAUUGUUAUCCAGAAUAUUUACUUUUAAAAUCUCUCAUAAACGUCCAUCAGUUGACAAACAAAAUUGUAAAUGAAUAAGUGGAUAGUUUUGAUUAUCUUCCACUUAUUUGACAGUUCCUCCUUAAGGAUGCAGUGUUUGAUCAUGGAUUAUUGAUUAACCAGUCCUGCCAGUGUUUCCAUUUGAGUUUACAAUGCUUUGGGUUUUAGUGCUCUGUUGUGCUUUUCUUUCUGUUCUUGUUAGAUUUCUGAUCCUUCAGUCCUAUAAGCAGGAUUGGCUGUUGCACUGCACCCACAUAGCCCACCUCACUGACUGCAUGUGUCCAGACACAUGGAGGGAGUUAAAUAAUGAGCAAAUUACCACAAUUAAGAGACGGUGUGUUCACCUGCUGGGAGAGGGGAUGUGGUGGUGGUGGGGGGGGGUUCUGGGAUGUCUUUGUUUCUAUUUUGAUAUUUUUCUAAAAUGGUAUGUUUUUAUAGCACAUUUGAAAGCAAUAUGUAAUACAUGAAAGUGAUACUGUAUCUUAAUUUGAACUUUGCUGACUCAACACAAAUGAGUCAUUAACGGGCAGCUCUCCCACAACGGACAAAAACGACGGGUUAUGUGGGUAAGGAUUGUGAAUCUGUUUAUUUAUGAUAAUGUAGGCAGCGUAUCAUAAAAUAAACGUGCUAUUACCAGA